Lactuca sativa (garden lettuce) is the source of this 1540-nucleotide messenger RNA. Its product is annotated as Pathogenesis-related thaumatin superfamily protein. The record is from RefSeq and is a predicted model, not a curated record. Lineage: Eukaryota; Viridiplantae; Streptophyta; Magnoliopsida; Asterales; Asteraceae.
UCUAUUAAGCAGCCAUUUCUAGCCACCGCCACUGACCACCCUCAUCUCUCUCUAUAUAUAUAAUCUCCGACCGCCUUACCGAUAACAAACUCUCCAUUUUCAAUCCUUGGAGACUGUGGCGCUUCAAUUCAUCGGUUUUCUACCUUCCAACAAUGGCUAAAUUAUAUACAUCGAUCUGUCUUAUAAUACUCGCUAUCUCACAACUCUCCAUACAAGGAGUAAUUUCGUCGGCGACGUUUACAUUUGUGAACAAGUGUGAUCAAACAGUUUGGCCAGGCAUUUUAUCGAACGCUGGGAUUGCACCUCUUGAGCCUACAGGUUUCGCUCUUCAAAAAGGGGAAUCGAAGGUACUCAACGCGCCGGCGUCUUGGGGUGGUCGGUUUUGGGGACGAACACACUGUUCCGAAGAUUCAGACGGUAAAUUCACCUGCGGCACCGGAGAUUGCGGAUCUGGAAAACUAGAAUGUGCCGGUGCCGGCGCUACUCCUCCCGCCACCUUAGCUGAAUUUACUCUCGAUGGCGACGGUGGAAUGGAUUUUUUCGAUGUCAGUUUGGUUGAUGGAUAUAACCUCCCGAUGCUGGUGGCUCCGAGCGGUGGAUCUGGACGGAAUUGCACUUACACCGGGUGUAUGGUGGACCUAAACGGCGCGUGUCCGUCACCUUUGAAGGUGAUGAACAGUGACGGAGAAGGUGUCGCGUGUAAAAGCGCGUGUGAGGCCUUUGGGAAACCAGAGGAUUGUUGCAGCGGCGCGUAUGGUGCACCUGAUACCUGUAAACCAUCUUCUUAUUCACAGCUGUUCAAGACCGCCUGUCCACGCGCUUACAGUUAUGCUUACGAUGAUAAAACCAGUACCUUCACCUGUAUCGGCGCCGACUACCAGGUCACUUUCUGCCCACCUCCGACCACCAGCAAGAAAUCAACGGAGGGGCAAGAAACUCCGGCGACUCCAGCGACGCCGGAGAUUAGCACCGGAAUGGUAUACGAAGGAGCAGAUGCAAUGGAAACUGACGGAGCUCCGCCGUUGUACACCUACAUUUAUUCUGCCAUUGCAGCAGUUACGGCGGCUGUGUUUUUAUGGUAACCCGGUAACAUCGAAAACGGAUAGUCCAUAUAACAUUAUCGGGUCAGAAAGUGGGCCCAUGUCCUUAUCAACAUUCAUAUUCUCUUUAUAUGUCCUCCGACCCGAUUGGGCCCAGAUGUGACGUGGAUUUGUGUCAUCUUGAAAAGUUACUCCCCACCCAAAACACUCUCACUUUAUGCUUCCGGAUCGGCUUUCUUUUUCGGAUUCGAUCCGAAAACAAUAUUAUCAUUUGGAGUUUUAUAGUGCAUGAUUGGGUUGUACGGUACAAGUGGGGGAGAAUUACGUGGCUGAUAUAUAUAUAUUUUUUAAGUUUUAUAUUUAGUUAGGAUUUUUGGUUCUUUGUGGAAUUAUUAGGUGUAAUGAAGCUACAUGUAAACCACCACUCUAUUUAGUGGGGAAUCAUGAAGAAUUAUUGAUCCAUUUUUUUUAUUAAAUAGUAAACUGAUUGAAUUUUAGAA